GCUAGGGCCCCCUAACGCUGCCUCGGGAUUCGGAGACCUCCAUCCCAGCACAACCCAAGUCGAUCCAGCGGCGGGCGGGACCAGAGCACAAUUUGCAUAAAAUAUGCACGGGAAGUGUUUAGCAGUUAAAUAUAUGCGCAUAUAUCUGCAUGGCUGAUGAGCUGCCGGGCACAUUCAAAAUGGCGGAGUGCGGUGCGAGCGGUAGCGGCAGCAGCGGGGACAGCCUGGAUAAGAGCAUCACGCUGCCCCCCGACGAGAUCUUCCGCAACCUGGAGAACGCCAAGCGCUUCGCCAUAGACAUAGGUGGGUCGCUGACCAAGCUGGCCUACUACUCCACUGUGCAGCACAAAGUCGCCAAAGUGAGGUCCUUUGACCACUCAGGCAAGGACAUGGAGCAGGACUACGAACCGCCCUAUGAGAUCUCGGUGCAGGAGGAGGUGACGGCACGCCUGCACUUUGUCAAGUUUGAGAAUACCUACAUCGAGGCCUGCCUGGACUUCAUCAAGGACCAUCUGGUCAACACAGAAACCAAGGUCAUCCAGGCCACCGGGGGUGGGGCGUACAAGUUCAAGGACCUCAUAGAGGAGAAACUGCGGCUGAAGGUGGACAAGGAGGAUGUGAUGACCUGCUUGAUCAAGGGCUGCAACUUCGUGCUAAAGAACAUCCCGCAGGAGGCCUUUGUGUACCAGAAGGAUGCAGACCCUGAGUUCCGCUUCCAGACCAAUCACCCCAACAUCUUCCCCUACCUCUUAGUCAACAUCGGCUCCGGCGUCUCCAUUGUGAAGGUAGAGACCGAGGACAGGUUCGAGUGGAUCGGGGGCAGCUCCAUCGGAGGUGGCACCUUCUGGGGGCUCGGGGCUCUCCUCACCAAGACCAAGAAGUUCGAUGAACUGCUGCACCUGGCCUCCAGGGGCCAGCACACCAACGUAGACAUGCUGGUGCAGGACAUCUACGGCGGUGCCCACCAGACGCUAGGGCUCAGUGGCAACCUCAUUGCCAGCAGCUUUGGCAAGUCAGCCACCGUCGACAGAGAGUUCUCCAAGGAGGACAUGGCCAAGAGCCUGCUGCACAUGAUCAGCAAUGACAUUGGGCAGCUGGCCUGCCUCUACGCUAAGCUGCACGGUCUGGACCGGGUGUACUUUGGCGGCUUCUUUAUCCGGGGCCACCCGGUCACCAUGCGCACCAUCACUUACAGCAUCAACUUCUUUUCCAAGGGAGAGGUCCAGGCCUUGUUCUUGAGACAUGAAGGCUACCUGGGCGCCAUUGGAGCCUUUCUUAAAGGAGCAGAGCAAGACAACCCCAACCAGUACAGCUGGGGCGAGAACUAUGCUGGCAGCUCAGGACUCAUGAGCUCAUCUCCGGAUCUAUGUCCAGCGCAGCGCUCCAGAAGCGGCACAUUCGACCUGCUAGAGAUGGACCGGCUAGAGAGGCCACUGGUCAACUUACCGCUGCUCCUGGACCCAUCCUCCUACAUGCCUGAUACAGUGGACCUUACAGAUGAUGCCCUGGCCCGCAAGUACUGGCUCACAUGCUUUGAGGAGGCCCUGGAUGGGGUGGUGAAGCGUGCUGUGGCCAGCCAGCCAGGUGCCACAGAUGCUGCUGAGAGGGCAGAAAAGUUCCGCCAAAAGUAUUGGGACAAGCUGCAGACACUGAGGCACCAGCCCUUUGCUUAUGGGACCCUGACUGUGCGCAGCCUACUGGAUACCCGGGAGCACUGUCUAAAUGAGUUCAACUUCCCAGACCCCUACUCCAAGGUGAAGCAGCAGGAGAAUGGUGUAGCCCUCAAGUGCUUCCAGCGAGUGGUCCGUGCCCUGGACACACUGGGCUGGGAGGAGCGGCAGCUGGCCCUGGCAGAGGGGCUCCUGGCCGGCAACGUCUUUGACUGGGGGGCCAAAGCCGUCUCUGAUGUCCUUGAAUCUGACCCCCAGUUUGGGUUUGAGGAGGCCAAGAGGAAGUUGCAAGCGAGGCCCUGGCUGGUGGACGCCUAUGACAAGUGGCUUCAGAGACUGAAGGGGCCCCCUCACAAAUGUGCCUUAAUUUUCGCAGAUAACAGUGGAGUAGACGUCAUUUUGGGAGUCUUCCCCUUUGUCAGGGAGCUUCUCUCUAGAGGGACUGAGGUCAUCCUGGCCUGCAACUCGGGCCCCGCCCUCAAUGAUGUCACCUACAGCGAGUCCCUCAUCGUGGCCGAGCGCAUCGCAGCCAUGGACCCUGUUGUCCACUCCGCACUCAGAGAGGAGAGGCUGCGUCUGACACAGACAGGCUCCAGCUCCCCAUGCUUGGACCUCAGCCGCCUGGACAAGGGGCUGGCAGCACUGGUACGGGAGCGUGGCACCGACUUGGUGGUCAUUGAGGGCAUGGGCCGUGCUGUACACACCAACUACCAUGCGGCACUGCGCUGUGAGAGCCUCAAGCUAGCCGUCAUCAAGAAUGCCUGGCUGGCCACACGCCUGGGUGGCCAGCUCUUCAGUGUCAUCUUCAAGUAUGAGGUCCCAGAUCCGUGAGGCCCUGGCCAGCAGAGCCACAUUCACACUGUGCUUGGAAACUCAGUCUGGGAAGGGGCAACUGCUCCUGCCCCCUAGUUGCCACAGGCAUGGCAGAGACAUAGCUCUGUCCCCAAGGCCACCUGUGUUGGAAUAUAUUUAACUGUUAAAUGCUCUUUUCUAUGUGUACACACACACACACACACACACACACACACACACACACACACACACACACA
Erinaceus europaeus (western European hedgehog) is the source of this 2719-nucleotide messenger RNA. It is a transcript of the gene PANK4, whose product is annotated as pantothenate kinase 4 (inactive). Gene Ontology annotation, biological process: coenzyme A biosynthetic process. The transcript is spliced from 19 exons. Bases 150 to 2501 code for a protein of 783 amino acids. Gene Ontology annotation, cellular component: nucleus; cytosol. NCBI's taxonomy places the organism in Eukaryota, Metazoa, Chordata, Mammalia, Eulipotyphla, Erinaceidae. The record is from RefSeq and is a predicted model, not a curated record. Gene Ontology annotation, molecular function: ATP binding; pantothenate kinase activity.